AUGCUGGUGAUAGUCCGACUCCAGGAUCAGACGUUACCCUUUGAGCUUCCGGCUGGCGCACGCGCAUCCCAGCUUUCGAACCUGCUCUCUAGCUCUGGCAUGGCCUUUUCUCUCCACACGCAGGGUCGUGUCCUCUCGGAGGCGGCUGAGCUCAAUGAUAAGAUGGUUAUCGACGCGUUUGUCCCUGCUGAUGGCGCCGGUAAAGACAAAAAGCGCAAGAAGAAGGCGCACAAGACCCCCAAGAAGAUCAAGCACGAGCCCAAGAAGGUCAGGCUUGCCUGUUUGAAGUACUACACGAUCAAGGGGGAUACCGCAGAGCCCACGCGCGAGUACUGCCCCAACUGCGGACCGGGAAUCCGCAUUGCCAGGCACGCGGAUCGAUGCCACUGCGGCCGCUGCGGCUUUGCAAAGUAA
Giardia duodenalis is the source of this 414-nucleotide messenger RNA. Its product is annotated as Ribosomal protein S27a. The coding region runs from base 1 to 414 and encodes 137 amino acids. Gene Ontology annotation, cellular component: ribosome. Gene Ontology annotation, molecular function: structural constituent of ribosome. Gene Ontology annotation, biological process: translation. NCBI's taxonomy places the organism in Eukaryota, Fornicata, Diplomonadida, Hexamitidae. The transcript has a single exon. The record is from RefSeq and is a predicted model, not a curated record.